Messenger RNA from Exophiala mesophila, 3148 nucleotides. RefSeq lists its product as uncharacterized. Gene Ontology annotation, cellular component: DNA replication preinitiation complex. The record is from RefSeq and is a predicted model, not a curated record. Lineage: Eukaryota; Fungi; Ascomycota; Eurotiomycetes; Chaetothyriales; Herpotrichiellaceae. Gene Ontology annotation, biological process: DNA replication initiation. The coding region runs from base 61 to 2988 and encodes 975 amino acids. The transcript has a single exon.
CCUAUUCCCCCAUCUUACCGGUAACCCUACCUGCCCUUAAAAUAUUCGUAAUGGCAAGAUAUGUUACACUCACCUUCUUCGGAACUCCUACCUCCACCUCUCUCUCCCUCCACCACCCCUCGCCCGACAACUCGAACUACACUCACUAGAAAAAGAAAGUCUGAUCAUGUCAACACAAUUGAGCCCACCAAUGAAUCCUUUGAUGCAACAUAUCUGCCCAAGACAGGAGCUUCAGUCUCCUUUGUGUCGGUGGUAUUGCUAGCCAGGGCUUGUCUCCCUCUCGCCUGCAUCGACACUAAUGCACAGUCAUCUCAAGGAUUCGUCUCGCACGUCCUCGAGGCCAACAUACCUUGGGUACAAGAAUGGGAGCAAAGAACACUCGUGGCGCGAAAGGCACCCAAUGGAGGCCUUCAUGCCAUUGAAAAUGUUGCACCUGGUAUUUUCACGGCGUGCCAGCUGCGACCUUGGGUGUCGGAGCAAUGGUGCAGAGAUGCUGCUGUGGGAAAAGUCGCACUAUGCACCUUGGACAAUUUGCUCCAUGUGCACAACAGAACUACUCAUGCUAGGACCUCUUCAAGCUCGAGUCUCAACCCUCUACCAACUCCCAAAAGUCCAAAGAAGCCUACCCAUCGCCGAGGGGCGCUCGCUAGACAAUCCAUUCUCAAGUCAAAAGAUCCGAUAGUUACUGAUGUCUCGUCCGAGGUCGCAGAUUCAUCAACUCUCCCUCAACAGCCCUCUCUCCCUGUCAUGACUAGCUUAGCUCCUUCGUCAAACACUGGCACAGCAGGACCUGAAAGCCAAUGUGGAUUUGAGCCUCAACUACCAAUCCACGGAGAUUCACUCGACGAGCAGUCACUUCAGCCCUCAGAUCCCGCUGUGCCUCCACAAGACCUUCUUGCACCUGAACGCCUUCGAGCCCUCUACUUCGAGCACCUGUAUACCUCCAAGACGUCCUUGGCCUUUUAUGUCAAGGGCCCACUGAGCCGAGCACGUGCUCAUUUACGAUCUUCUGGCAAUUCCUCAACUUUGAUAUUGGAGUUGGCCGACUUUUACCGCCAGUGCAUUCUUCCCACUGCAAAGAUCGAUUUGAAGUAUAAAGACUCGAUAUCAACGGUCAUCAAUCAAGCACGCAUGGACCCCGAAGGAGCUACUUUACCAAAGAAGAAAGGACCAAAAAAGAAAACCAAACUUGGGAAAGAUUGCCUCUGGCCAAGUGAGGACGAUUUCGUCCAGAAAUGGUGGUCGCUGAGAGACACAAAGUCGAACUUGCUCUCGGUAGAGGAUCACGCACCCGAACUCCGCCGACUGGUCGCCGACCUCCGGAUGAGAGAGACAAAGAUGCAACUAUUGUUGAUCCUCGAAGUCAUGCUCCUCGAUUUGGCCAUGUCCCGAUUGUCGGAGCGCCCAGUUCCCGAUGACCCAGAUAUAAAGGUUGAAAGCUUGGAGGCUGACUCAUCCAUUGUGCUGGCUAAAACACCUUUGAAGCAACCCAAAAAGAAACGCGACCUUUCGGUCGAGCUGGAGAUGAUGAUUGACCGCCUGUGCAUUUGGCAUUCAAUCAGUUUCGAAGAUGUCAUCUCCAUCGAAGGCAAGAAUGACAAUACAAAAACGAACUCGAAUGACUCUCUUCGUGAUUUCUGCAAAGACGUGCUUAUCCCGUUCUAUUCAGCAAAGUUGCCUGAGCAGAUCAAGUCUAUUUCGCGAAAACUUGCUGGUUCCGGUAUAUCACCACAACGACCUAAGCCCCAAAAGUCGUCUUCAUUGAAACAAACCAGACUCGUAACAGGGCCGCCCGCCUCGUCAAAUCCUGCUAAACCAGCAUACAAAACCAAGCGCACCUUGGAACGCGUGCUCAGUGAAGAUCAACCACAUCGCCAUCACUCGCCACCAGUGCUCUCUCGAGCAUCGACUGGUCCAAUGAUGCCAAUGAUACCCUCGCUCAAGCGUGAAGCAUCCGAACGGCCUGUGUCACGAGGUGGAUCACUAUCCAAGUCCAUGAGCUUUGGGAACCGUGAGAUCGAUCUUGCAGCUGAUUCGCAAAAUCACGAGGCCAAGCGACAAAAGCUGGACAAGUUAGCCCAGCAGAAGCGAGAAUUGGAAGAUGCAAUACAAGCGCUUAGGAAGCCCAGCCGAAGUGCUAUGGCCGGUGCAUUUAUGGACGACAUUGAGCGUCGAAAGACACAACCAACUCCACAAGUAGUCCACAUUACUGCUACACCUCGGGCUCGCCGGACGCAGCAUCAAGCACUGGACGAACCUGAGCUUCCACCCAUGCCAAAAAUGUCCGCCACCCGUGUACAAGAUUUUGUGGUGCCUUCGUCGACGAUUAAAUCACGGGUCGAAUUGUUGAAUUCAAGUAGCCUCCCUCGUGCGUCUGCGAAAAAGCGAGCGGUCCUCUCAGCCAUCCACGAAACACCCACUCGAGGGUUGGAAAGGAAGACCUCGGACCCAUUAUCUCUGGGAAUCCAUGGGGCUUUCGAGAGAACAGAGAGCGUGGCAGCAACGCCUGUAGCAAGAACGAGGUUCAGUCGUACGCUUGACGCCAGGGAGUCGACUUCUUUUGCACGUCAAGUCUCUGAAUCUGAUCACCAUCUAUCUUCAUCCCAACCACAAAGUCCAUCUCGAGGUCCCUUGAAAAUGAGUCGGUCACAACGACCAGUACUUUUCACACCGCUGAGAAGAUCCGAUGUCAGGAUUGAAGACGUGUUUCGUGAUGCGCCCGAGAUCCCCGCAAGCGCGGGCAAGGCAAUGGAUCGAGCCAUGGGUGGUGCUGGCCGAGGCGAGGAGAUAGACCUCGGUCUUGGUGCAGAGCUCAUGUCUGACGUACUCGGGGUGGACUCAUCGCCAGCGAGGAAGGUCGCUCCCCUCGCCCCAGUGGGCAACGUGGGAGCAUCGGCAAGAUCCGGCAACAAAAUUGGUGAAGCUGUCGACGAAGGCGACAUAUACGCACAGCUUGGAUGGAAUGAUGACGAUGAUUUGGAUUUGUGAUGAUUGUGCAAAUGGACUGAGGAGAAUAUUUGACCGGAGUCAGCUUCUGAUGGUCUGUACAUGAUAGAUAGGUUCAGAGUCUGGAGUAACAGAGAUGCACAUACGACAUGAUAGACACGAUUACGGACUUGUAGAGAUUAGGGUGUUGAAUGGAAACAGG